AUGAGCUCAUCCACGCGCGGACAGCACGACGCGGGCGCUCCCGAGCCUGCCAGCACCGGCUUGACAGCGCUGUUCCUGUCAAGACCUCUUCGUAGAGCGGGUGGGCAUAUACACCGUCGCUGCCUACGCUACGCUCUGCCAUCAGUACACCGGCCGUCUGCUUGUCACUCUGUACGCACAAUCACUACCCCCAUCAUGCCCGCUUCGACCGAUACGGAGCUCAUAGGAGCCAUCGACUGCGGAACGACUUCGUCUCGCUUCUUCAUCUUCGACAGCGUAGCCAAUGUCGUCGCACAACACCAGCUCGAAUUCGAACAGAUCUUUCCCCAUCCCGGUUGGAUGGAAGAGCGAGCCGAAGACUUGCUCAGCUCGAUCGAAACGUGUAUUGUGGGCGCCUUGAAGCAGCUCGAAGAACGCGGCUACUCAAAGUCAAACAUCAAAGGUAUCGGCAUCACCAAUCAGCGCGAGACUACCGUCGUCUGGUCAAAGAUGACCGGCAAAGCGUUGCACCAUGCCAUCGCUUGGCCAGACACUCGCAAUACCUCAACAGUCCGUAAGCUCGCUGCAAAGUCAGACAAGGGCGUCUCUGCCCUUCGCGAAAAGACCGGCUUGCCCAUCUCAACUUAUUUCGCCGGCGUCAAGUUGAGAUGGCUGCUGGACAAUGUAAAGGAAGUCAGAGAAGCUCACGAUAGCGGUGAUCUUAUGUUCGGUACAGUGGACACUUGGCUUCUGUGGGCAAGCCUCUUCCCUAACUAUACCGGCGGGCUCAAGGGUGGUCUGCAUCUGACAGACGUCACCAAUGCCUCCCGCACAAUGUUUAUGGACUUGCGCAAGCUAGCUUGGGAUGACUCACUUCUCGAAUUCUUUGGCGUCAAGCGAGAGAUCCUGCCCGAGAUUGUAUCGAAUUCCGAAAUCUACGGCAAAUUUACAAGCGGACCCUUGGAAGGAAUGCCUAUUGCUGGUAUCGUGGGCGAUCAGCAGGCUGCCCUCAUUGGUAACAAGUGCCUCAGCAAAGGUGACGCGAAGAACACCUAUGGCACCGGCUGCUUCCUCUUGUACAACACAGGCGAUACCCCUGUCUUCUCCGAACAUGGCUUGCUGUCCACACCGGCUUACAAAGCUGGGCCAAAUGCAAAGCCGGUCUACGCGCUCGAAGGGUCCAUUGCAGUCGGCGGAAGCUCCGUCAAAUGGGUGCGCGACAACUUGGGCCUCAUCAAAGAAUCGCAAGAGAUUGGCGAUUUGGCAGGCCAGGUCAAAGACACAGGCGGCGUUUACUUUGUUACCGGCCUCAGUGGACUCUUCGCGCCAUAUUGGGAUGACACCGCGACGGGCAUGAUCAUCGGAUUGACGGGGUACACCACAAAGUGCCAUAUUGCACGCGCGACUCUGGAGGCGACAUGCUUCCAGACUAAAGCCAUUCUCGAUGCGAUGCUUAAGGACUCAAAACAUCAUAUCGAGAUUCUCAAAGUCGACGGCGGUAUGACGAACAGCGAUGUAGCGAUGCAGCUCCAAGCUGAUAUUCUCGGCAUCGAGGUCGAACGAUCCGAAAUGCGAGAAUCAACUGCACUCGGGUCUGCGCUCAUGGCGGGAUCUGCACUCGGACUGUUCGGCUGGGAUGUAAGCAAGCCAGAGACGCUGGCAAAAGUCAAUACCCAAGGCAAUCGUUUCUUCAAGCCAACGACGACAGAGCAAGAUCGCAAGGACCGCUAUGCAGGGUGGAACCGAGCCAUCGAGAGGAGCAAAGGAUGGAAUGUCGAUGCGAGCGAAAGGGAGGAUGUUGGUGAUCCGACUGAUCCAAAGGUAGCAAAGGGCGGCUGA
Molecule: messenger RNA, 1818 nt
Organism: Mixia osmundae IAM 14324
Lineage: Eukaryota; Fungi; Basidiomycota; Mixiomycetes; Mixiales; Mixiaceae
Exons: 9
Coding region: 1-1818 (605 amino acids)
Biological process (GO): triglyceride metabolic process; glycerol-3-phosphate biosynthetic process; glycerol metabolic process
Cellular component (GO): mitochondrion
Molecular function (GO): glycerol kinase activity
Source: RefSeq, a predicted model, not a curated record